AUGGCCAGCCAGAUGCGGCGCAAGCCAAACGCCUUCAAUCUGGUGCAUCAGCUGAUUCUGGCGCAGAGAUCAACUGGGGAUGGAUUUGGAGAGGCUGGCUUUGAGGCCUGGGACAAGGCGGCCACUCUGGCGCAAGCCUAUUCGAUUGGGAGGCAAGAGAGCGCAGCAGCCUUGAAUUUGGUGAAGUUCUGCAGCGAGUCGACUCGCCAGAGAUUGUGUGAGCUGGUGGAGAAGUACGGCAUGCGGUUCAUCAGCCACGACAGCAUCGCGAGCAACAUGUUCAACGACGACUACUGCUCUGCGAAUGGCACCCUGGAGCCAUGGCAGCAGCAGCUGACGAACAGUGCGGACUUGAUUGCGAUCCUGGUGGACCGCAUGCAAGCCGACUACCUUGGGACGCACGUCAAGCUGCGCAAGCCGUUCAAUGGCGUGGUGGUCGUGACCCGGUGA
Messenger RNA from Symbiodinium natans, 450 nucleotides. The record is from the annotation of a GenBank genome assembly. Lineage: Eukaryota; Dinophyceae; Suessiales; Symbiodiniaceae.